AUGGCUCCCACACCUUCUUCCAAGCAAAUCCACUCGACCCUAUUAAAAACUCCACAAUCAAAGCAUCGUCUAAACUUCAAUGGCUUCAAAGCAACACCAUUUCCAUCUCCAAAUCCCAAUGUUGCCACCAACAAAGAAACCCCUCCAGAACACCCAAUUGAAGUAAUUGCCAGAAUACGUGACUACCCAGAUCGAAAAGACAAACCUUUAUCGGUUCUUCAGACCAGUUCAAACACUAGAUCUAUUAGGGUUCGUGCUGAUUUUGGGUAUAGGGAUUUCACCCUUGAUGGGGUGUCUGUCUCUGAAGAAGAGGAUUUAGAUGUGUUCUACAAGAAAUUUGUGGAAUCAAGGAUUAAUGGUGUGAAAUUGGGGGAUAAAUGCACCAUUAUGAUGUAUGGUCCAACUGGUUCUGGAAAGAGUCACACUAUGUUUGGGUGUUCAAAGCAGGCUGGGAUUGUGUAUAGGGCUUUGAGGGAUAUUCUUGGAGAUGGUGAUGCUGAUUCUGAUGGUGGUGGAGAUGGAAGUGAUGGUGAUUCUAAAGGAACGUGUAUUGGGUUGAGAAAUUUUGUUCAGGUUACUGUUUUGGAGAUUUAUAAUGAGGAGAUUUAUGAUCUCUUGUCCACCAAUGGAGGAGGUGGUGGUGGAGGAUUUGGAUUUGGUUGGUCUAAGGGAAAUUCUUCAAAGGUAAAACUUGAAGUGAUGGGGAAAAAAGCCAAGAAUGCUACCUAUAUAUCUGGAAAUGAAGCUGGGAAGAUCUCGAAAGAAAUUCAGAAAGUGGAGAAGCGAAGGAUCGUUAAAAGCACACUUUGUAAUGAUAGGAGUUCUAGAAGUCACUGCAUGGUAAUGCUUGAUGUCCCAACGGUGGGAGGGCGGCUAAUGCUUGUGGAUAUGGCAGGAUCAGAAAACAUUGAACAAGCUGGUCAAACUGGAUUUGAGGCUAAAAUGCAGACUGCAAAAAUUAAUCAAGGAAAUAUAGCACUGAAGAGAGUGGUUGAGUCCAUUGCAAAUGGUGAUUCGCAUGUGCCUUUCAGGGACAGCAAACUUACCAUGCUGCUGCAGGAUUCCUUUGAAGAUGAUAAGUCGAAAAUUCUAAUGAUAUUGUGUGCAAGUCCCGAUCCUAAAGAGAUACACAAGACAAUCUCUACACUAGAAUAUGGAGCCAAAGCAAAAUGUAUAGUUCGCGGCCCUCAUACCCCAAUUAAGGAGGAGGAAUCUUCUUCUACUGUCAUUUUGGGAUCAAGAAUUGCUGCAAUGGAUGAAUUUAUCAUGAAGCUACAAAUGGAAAACAAGCUCAGAGAGAAAGAGCGAAAUGAAGCGCACAAAAAGCUGAUGAAGAAAGAGGAAGAAAUUGCCGAGUUAAGAGCGAAAGUGGAAACAGCUCCUGCAAGUGAGGAGGAGAUUAACCUAAAGGUAAACGAACGAACCCGCCUUCUGAGACAAGAGUUGGAAAAGAAGCUGCAAGAGUGUCAAAGAAUGACUAAUGAGUUUGUUGAGUUGGAGAGGAAGAGAAUGGAAGAAAAGAUAUUGCAGCAGCAAGAGGAGGUUGAAAUCCUGAGAAAGAGACUGGAAGAAAUCGAGCUGCAGCUGUGUCAUAGUACUUCAAGGCAAGAAAGCUGUAUCGAGGAAAACGAAGUAAAAGACGUGGAGCCAAGUGGAUUUAUGAGAAAGCUACUCCGCGUUUACAAAAGCGAGGAUGAUCCUGGAAUGGUGAAAUCAAUGGAUUUGGACAUGGAUGAUCAAGAACCUGUUGUUGUCGGCGGAGUUACGUGCAAGAGUGGUUACAAUGUUAUGCAAGAUGUUUCUUCAAAUCAACCUUGUCCAAUUACUUUAAAUGGUGUACAAGAAGAGGCUUAUGCUUGUGCACCAUGCUUUGGUCAAAAAGCAUGUCUAAGCACAGUUUAUGAAGAAGAAGGUGAAGAAGAGAAGGACUAUGAGGAUAAAGUGGAAGAUGAGGAAGUUGAGAAAGAAGUGAUAGAGGAAAAAAGGGUAUGCAUUGUUAGCCAAAGUCCAAAGAGAGAGGAUCAUUGUUUUAAAGAAAAUUCUGAUGCCGACAAGGAAAAUAAUGGUUCCUCUAGACUACUGAGAAUUCAAAACAUAUUCACUCUUUGUGGAAACCAAAGGGAACUCUCCCAGUUUGGAACACCAAUCCCUACAAAAAAGAGGUCUGAUGAAACUUUUGAUCUCAAAUUCUCUCCUGUGAAGUCAAGUGAGAAGAAGGAUUCUGUUUUAAAAAUGUCCAACAAGGAGAACCUGGAACACUAUGUUGUUGGAAAUUAACUUCAAUUUACAUGCACUGAAACAUGAAAAAAGGUUGUACAAUUUUAUUGAUUGGAUGUGUUUUCCUUCCUGGAAAUGUGAUUUGAUUUACCUAUUUUCUUAUUAAUACUACUAUUUGUUUCUGUGUUGAAUUGUUAUACAUUUGAUAAUUGAUUAUUGUAUUUCUCUAGCAACACAUUGCAAUCUGAGUUAUGUAUCAAUGUCAA
Messenger RNA from Cicer arietinum (chickpea), 2483 nucleotides. Its product is annotated as kinesin-like protein KIN-10A. Gene Ontology annotation, biological process: microtubule-based movement. The record is from RefSeq and is a predicted model, not a curated record. Gene Ontology annotation, molecular function: microtubule binding; ATP binding; ATP hydrolysis activity. Lineage: Eukaryota; Viridiplantae; Streptophyta; Magnoliopsida; Fabales; Fabaceae. Gene Ontology annotation, cellular component: kinesin complex; microtubule.